GAGUGUUGACACGUGCUGUAGUGCCACGACGCUCCGCUCUGCGAUGUUUUUCGCGCCGAUUUCGAAUUACUAUUGUGUAUGCCAAAUGUUCCUUUAAUGUGUUUUAGUUGAACGUUGAAUUAUUUGGAGUUGUGUGAUAAGUGGUUCAGUGAAGUUUUGUUAUAAAAUAAAACAUAUAAACUGAGAACUAGUGUAUACUUAGCAAUAAAUAUUGCUAGAGAUUUUCCUUGAUUGUUAGAAGUGAGUUCACGCGGCGCCAACAUCAAAACUCUGUAAUUGAAACUUCACCUGGAAAAGAAAAAGAUAACCAGCUCAAAAGGAAUAGAAUUGGAAACGACAUGAAAAUACGAGAAAUUAGGUGAAGAGUAACAUUGCGUGUCUGAGGCUGCUUAAAAUGGCUGAAGAGAAGAAAAAGGAUGCGAGUGCAUUGCUGGCCAAAAAGAAAAAAGUGAAGCCACGCAAGUCGAGAGACGCAGACUGCUGCAGUGUAAACUUCUUGAAGUGCGUCCUACAUAUCUUCAAUGUAGUCUUCCUGUUCGCAGGCGCGGGAGUGUUGGGCGUGGGAGCGUGGACGGUGACCUAUCGACAUCGAUACGUGUCUCUGCUGCCGACGCCGACAUACCCAGCUAUUGCGUACCUGCUCAUCAUAGCCGGGGCUAUGGGCGUCCCCCUGUGCGCUCUAGGUUGCUGCGGCCUCAAGACUGAGAACAGAACCAGUUUAUUAUGCUACACAUACUUCCUGCUGAUAACGUUCAUACUGGAGGUGGGCGCGGGCGGGCUGGCCUACUACUACGAGGUGGCCGUCGAGGACGAGCUGCGCGCCGAGCUCAACAACACGUUCCUGUCUAACUACGCACUCGACACCACCGUCACCAAUGCUGUCGAUAAAAUGCAGACUGAGUUCAAAUGUUGCGGUGCCGUGCGGUACUCGGACUGGCGCCACAGCCCGUGGCACGAGCACGACCCGCGCCUGCUGGUGCCAGACUCCUGCUGCAAGACUCCAUCCAACCGCUGCGGCGCCAGGGACCAUCCAUCCAACAUAUACUAUCAUGGUUGCAUACGACAGUUCACGAACCACAUACGGGACCACUUGAUCAUCUUAGCAGCGGUGGGGGUGGGAAUGGCGGUGAUCCCUAUAUUCGGGUUCCUGUUCUCUUGCGUGCUGUACGUAAAGAUAAAGCACGUGAUAGACUGACGGCGGGCCGCGCCGGCCAAUGCUAAGAACCGGAAAGUGUUCGACAAGUCGGCGCGAGGAGGCACGGGGCGAGGCGCGCCCC
Spodoptera litura is the source of this 1277-nucleotide messenger RNA. Its product is annotated as CD151 antigen. Lineage: Eukaryota; Metazoa; Arthropoda; Insecta; Lepidoptera; Noctuidae. The record is from RefSeq and is a predicted model, not a curated record. Gene Ontology annotation, cellular component: plasma membrane.